This is a messenger RNA of Penicillium pulvis, 1545 nucleotides long. RefSeq lists its product as uncharacterized. The record is from RefSeq and is a predicted model, not a curated record. Bases 1 to 1545 code for a protein of 514 amino acids. Gene Ontology annotation, cellular component: endoplasmic reticulum membrane. Lineage: Eukaryota; Fungi; Ascomycota; Eurotiomycetes; Eurotiales; Aspergillaceae. The transcript has 6 exons. Gene Ontology annotation, biological process: nuclear membrane fusion involved in karyogamy; karyogamy involved in conjugation with cellular fusion.
AUGACACUCAGCAUACUCCAACUGGUCUUCGUGCUUGUCACCCUAGGCAUCGCCAGUGCCAGCUUGCUUGAUAUACCUGACGCGGGCUCGGCCGCUUUCGCCUCGAUUCAGAACAGAAACCACGCAGACUCUCAUCUAGAAGCUAAUACCUCACAAAAAGAUGGCAUAUUCACCCAGGCCGUUCAGAUCUUAGAUUCGAUGAGGUCAUCACCAUCUUGUCACCGCAUCGCAGCAACAAAGCUAGUCUCGUCAUGUCAAGAGAUGGGAGGGAAAGAGGCCAUAACACGUGAACAGUAUGAUGUUUUAGACCAGACAAGGUCGGUAUACGCUGCACGUCUUGCUAUCUGCGAGAUCGAAGAGGCAGGCUCUUCAACCCCCACGCAAUGUCUUCCUUUGACUGUUGCUCCAGUUGAGGCAAAACUUCGAUUCAACUUUAUGGCUAAGGCUAAGCAAUCAAAAUCUGCUGCGACCGAAUAUCCCAAGGAAGUGCUCGAGAUUUGUCUCAGGACCCUUGAGUCACGACCUCAGUGGUGGAUCUCGUAUAGUAACAACCGACAAAAUGCUAUGGUGAUUUGCCAAGCUACGAGGAUGGAGACUGACAAGGAUGAGCUGCUCAAUCUUCAUCGUUCUAUCGUGAACAGCAAUGUCAAGCUUAACGAAGGACUUCAGCUUGCACUGCAAAAAGCCGCCUUGGAUUCUGUGAGAAACGAAGAGUUCUUCCAAGUUGUGCAGGCCUUGCAGGACAAGUUUUUGGUCGAUCUGGAACGAAAUGAAUCUGCUUUUCAACGCGUCUUCGGAAAGCUUAUACAUGAAGUUGAAGCCGGGAUCGGUUCUGUGGUGAAUACAGUCACUUCUUCUCUGAAGAGAGUACAGACUGAAACAACGAGCCUUGAAAAGGACAUCGGAAACGUGUCUGGUCAGGUGAUAGCUCUCCAAAGGGCCCUUGAAACAGCGCAUGAAGACUUUGGUUCAAGGAACGACGAAUCACUUCGCGUUUUCGAGGAACAUGCCGUAUUAUACCAAGGUCUUGCCUCGAGCCUGCACCUCUCCUUGGAAUCUCUUGUAGGUGCAGACUUGCGAAGAGUUUCUCAAAAAAUGACAGAUCUCGACGCAUCACUGGAAUGGCUUACGAGUCGACUAAUCCGUGUUCUUGAACACGAAACGGAACUUGCCGAGAGACUGAAGACAAUGGGAGACCUGGUCGAAAAGUCAACAAACAAGGCAAACGAGCUACAGAUAGCCCAAGUCCAACAAGCUGAAGCACUCGCUGCCCAGUCUCGAACACACCGGGAAUUGCAAUUCACCGCACAAUUCUCUCAGGCUUUGCUAGACAAGGCCUUUAUAACUGCAGCAAAUCUGCAAGCAACUAUUCAACAAGCAUCUACCAAAGCCCAGCAAAUCCCGCAGCUGGGUCGCUUUUCUAUCUGGUCACUUGGGUUGACCUUGCUCCUUGCUAUCGGAGCGCAAUAUUCAAAAGUUGCAACUAGUUUAUUCUUUCUGGUUUUUGGGCACAAGAUUGCCGUUUUCGUUCUUCAAUAUCUUUGA